Molecule: messenger RNA, 930 nt
Organism: Penicillium oxalicum
Lineage: Eukaryota; Fungi; Ascomycota; Eurotiomycetes; Eurotiales; Aspergillaceae
Gene: sec13
Product: GTPase-activating protein SEC13
Exons: 6
Coding region: 1-930 (309 amino acids)
Biological process (GO): positive regulation of TOR signaling; COPII-coated vesicle budding; protein import into nucleus
Cellular component (GO): COPII vesicle coat; nuclear pore outer ring
Molecular function (GO): structural molecule activity; protein binding
Source: RefSeq, a predicted model, not a curated record
AUGGCGGCCGCUCAGGUUAUUUCCAAUUCGGGGCACGAAGACAUGAUUCAUGAUGCUGGUCUUGACUACUAUGGCCGUCGGUUGGCAACCUGCUCGUCCGACAAGACAAUUAAGAUCUUUGAGAUUGAAGGAGAGUCACACCGCUUGGUUGAGACCCUAAAGGGACACGAGGGUGCUGUGUGGUGUGUCGCAUGGGCGCAUCCCAAGUUCGGCACAAUCUUGGCCUCCUCUUCAUAUGAUGGCAAGGUCUUGAUCUGGCGCGAACAACCACAGAAUGCGACCUCUCCGUCCUCCGGGAGCUCUUGGACCAAGGUCUUCGACUUCUCUCUUCACACCGCUUCCGUGAACAUGGUCUCUUGGGCACCUCAUGAGAGCGGCUGCAUUCUCGCCUGUGCUUCUUCGGAUGGACAUGUGAGUGUGCUCGAAUUCCGCGACAAUGCCUGGACGCACCAGACUUUUCAUGCCCACGGCAUGGGUGUGAACUCGAUCAGCUGGGCGCCUGCAGCCGCUGCGGGGAGCUUGAUCAGCUCCAACCCUGGGCCGGGCCAGCAGCGACGAUUUGUGACCGGUGGAAGCGACAACUUGAUCAAGAUCUGGGACUACAAUGCCGAAUCCAAGACUUACAACCUCACCCAGACCCUGGAGGGCCACUCAGACUGGGUUCGUGAUGUGGCCUGGUCCCCCAGCAUUCUAUCCAAGUCAUACAUUGCCUCUGCCUCGCAGGACAAGACCGUCCGCAUCUGGACUUCGGACGCCUCCAACCCUGGCCAAUGGACCAGCCAAACACUCGAGUUUGACACCGUGUUGUGGCGGGCAAGCUGGAGUUUGAGCGGGAACAUUCUUGCUGUCAGCGGUGGUGACAACAAAGUCAGUCUGUGGAAGGAAAAUCUGAAGGGCGAAUGGGAAAAGGUCAAGGACAUUGAGGAGUAA